Molecule: messenger RNA, 2229 nt
Organism: Adineta ricciae
Lineage: Eukaryota; Metazoa; Rotifera; Eurotatoria; Adinetida; Adinetidae
Source: the annotation of a GenBank genome assembly
AUGAUAUCUGCGCUCACCUACUCACGAAAUCUUGUUUAUCAACAAGAUCGAACUGCCCUCUUCUAUUCACUGGUUCUCAGCAGUGCUGGUACUAUUCUAAUCUGGUACUUCUCUUCAUCAUACGUUAGAUGUCUUUGUCGAAAAGUCGUUCGAAUUCUUUGUCGGAAGAUUUUACUUGAUCGAAGGUCUCGAAAAUCGGAUAGAGACAACUUCAUCUCAUUUUUCCGCACAUAUCUCUCUCAUCAUCAGAAAGUUAACAAUCAAGCGCUGAGAGCGAUUCUUGAGAGAAAUCAUUUGUGCAAAUUCUUUUUGGACCGAUCAAUUACAUUUCAAUCGUUGUCUUCCUCGUUCGGGCAAGAGCAAACGUUGGUUGAUGAAUUUCGAAGCAAACUUCCAUUAACUACAUAUGACGACUAUCGCCCUUAUAUUGAACGAAUGGUGGACCAUGGAGAACAUAAUUUAAUUUGUUCGGAUAAGAUUAUUUACUAUGCAAUGACUUCUGGAACAACAGGCAAGAAUAAACUCUUACCAAUGACAUCACACAUGCUGAAAGAUGCGAUGUUACUUGCCUCUGCAUCGUCAUCUUUGAUUUGGAGAUCUCUUCCGGCAUCGUUUCCGUCAUGUGAACAAAGAUUCUUUCAUAUACAGAGUGCGAAAAGACGAGACAUGUUCGCUAGAUCGAAAGAUAAUAUACCGAUCGGUCAGCUUACUCAAACAUUCUCAGCCGUUCCGUUGAAUCCAGCAGUUCAAAUAAUACUAUCUGCUUAUUUUAUCAUUAGACUUGACCUAAUCGAAGACGUAACUGAUUUCGAAACGAGUGCGUUUGUUCAAUUGGUUUUGUCAUUGGUAGUUCCGGAUAUCUAUUCGUAUACGGUCCUCUUCGCUCCGGGAUUCAUCCAUAUUGUUAAAAUCAUUGAAAAAUCCUUCGAAGAAAUUUGUCUUUGCAUAUCUUCUAGUGAUUUCAAUCAUAGUUCGCUUGUGUGUAAAAAUAUUCCGGAUAUGAAACUUCGAAAGCAACUCAACCAAGCUUUAAAUGAAAUCAGCCUUGAGUACGGUGGAUCGACGUAUCGAGUAAAACGCGCGGAGUUCAUUCGACAACAAUGCGAGAAUGGUAAUUUCGAGGGUAUUCUCCAUCGUCUUUGGCCAAAGUUAGUUUAUGCAAUGACUGCAUUAGGUGGUUCAUUUGCUUCUUAUAAGGAGAAAAUUCAGUUUUACUGUGGUAAGAAACUACGUUUAAUUAAUCAUACAACAUACAGUGGUAGCGAGGGAUUUUUUGGUAUUUCGGCGAGUAUCUUCACGGAUGAAUAUUUUCUCUCACCAAAAUCUAACUUUUACGAGUUUAUCAAAGAAGAAGACGUACAUCUGGAACAACCGACAACUUAUCUUGCUUCGGAAAUCGAACCAGGUAACCGUUAUGAACUAGUAUGUACAACUGAAUGUGGUUUAGUUCGAUAUCGAAUGGGUGAUAUUGUCAGCUGUACAAGAUUCUAUUGUCCAGCUGAUGACCUCGUUCCGUUACCGUCGGAAUUGAUAGACGCAUCUGAUCGCAUUCCUCUUAUUUCAGUUGCCUAUCGUCUAGGAAGUCUCUUGGAUAUCUUCGGCGAGAAAACAACUGAGCAACAUGUGAUGUAUGCUCUUCAAGAAACAGUUCUACAAUGGCGAAAUCAAGACAUACUCGUUGAUCUAUGCGAUUUUACAUCAUAUCCGAAACUAGAUGAAUUUCCACCUAAGUACGUCAUCUUUAUAGAGGUAACCGAUCCACAGCAACAUACUGAUCAAAGGUGGAACGUUAUUCAAACUCGUGCCGAUUUAGAAGUCGAGAGAGAACUGUGUAAAGCUAACAAUAUCUACCAAUACAUUCGUAAUUCUGGAAAGCUUGGUCCACUUUCCUGUGUUCUUGUUCAAAACGGAACUUUUGCUCAGUUUCGCCAAGAAAAACUAAAGGAUGACCGACUAAGUGCCAUGCAGAUCAAACCUCAUCGAUUGCUAAAAAGUGAACAACAUAUUCAGNUGUGUAAAGCUAACAAUAUCUACCAAUACAUUCGUAAUUCUGGAAAGCUUGGUCCACUUUCCUGUGUUCUUGUUCAAAACGGAACUUUUGCUCAGUUUCGCCAAGAAAAACUAAAGGAUGACCGACUAAGUGCCAUGCAGAUCAAACCUCAUCGAUUGCUAAAAAGUGAACAACAUAUUCAGUUCUUUUAUGACAACCGAAUCGUUACAUCUUCAUAA